Vitis riparia (riverbank grape) is the source of this 1995-nucleotide messenger RNA. RefSeq names its product sucrose-phosphatase 1-like. The coding region runs from base 317 to 1591 and encodes 424 amino acids. Gene Ontology annotation, molecular function: magnesium ion binding; sucrose-phosphate phosphatase activity. The record is from RefSeq and is a predicted model, not a curated record. The transcript is spliced from 10 exons. Gene Ontology annotation, biological process: sucrose biosynthetic process. NCBI's taxonomy places the organism in Eukaryota, Viridiplantae, Streptophyta, Magnoliopsida, Vitales, Vitaceae.
CAUUUCUAACGGAAUAACGAGGGGAAGUACACUUGCGCUUAUCUCCGUGCAUUCUUUUAUGGCCAACCCCAUUUGAUGUCGUGGCUUCACAUGCACGAAAGCUGCCACGAUUCCAUCUCCUUUUAUCUACUCACCAGCCACAAAAUUGUCCUUUGCCCUAACCCCAGUUUUCAAUCCAAUUUGAUUUUUCUGGAAGAGAUUAUAAAAUUGAUGGAUUCUUAUUGCUCUGUUUCUGCGCUCGUAUAAGGAUUUUUCAUUCUGCUCUUCUAUAACCGGUAUGGAUCACUUAUAUGAUUACUGGAUUAGGUGGUGAAUCAUGGAUCGCCUCAACAAUCCUGCUCGUCUCAUGAUAGUUUCAGAUCUUGAUCAUACAAUGGUUGAUCAUCACGAUUCCGAGAAUCUUUCUUUGCUUAGGUUUAAUGCCUUAUGGGAAGCCAACUAUCGACAUGAUUCUCUACUAGUUUUCUCAACUGGAAGGUCACCUACCCUUUACAAACAGUUGAGGAAAGAGAAACCCAUGUUAACCCCGGAUAUAACAAUAAUGUCUGUGGGAACUGAGAUAACAUAUGGAAACUCAAUGGUCCCGGAUAAUGGUUGGGUUCAAUUUCUAAAUCAGAAAUGGGAUAAGAACAUAGUCAUGGAGGAAACAAGAAAGUUUCCAGAACUAAAACUUCAGUCAGAAACAGAGCAACGACCCCACAAGGUUAGCUUUUAUGUUGAUAAAGAUAAGGCUCGGGAUGUGAUGAGGGCUCUUUCGGAACUAUUGGAAAAACGUGGGUUGGAUGUCAAAAUAAUUUACAGUGGGGGGAUGGACUUGGAUAUAUUAUCCCAAGGUGCUGGAAAAGGACAAGCUCUUGCAUAUUUGCUAAAGAAGUUUAAGGCUGAGGGGAAACUGCCAAACAACACUCUUGUUUGUGGUGACUCUGGAAAUGAUGCUGAACUUUUCAGCAUUCCUGACGUUUAUGGGGUCAUGGUGAGCAAUGCCCAGGAAGAGUUGUUGCAGUGGCAUGCUGAAAAUGCUAAAAAUAACCCUAAGAUAAUCCAUGCAACUGAAAGGUGUGCAUCAGGGAUCAUACAAGCAAUUGGUCAGUUUAGCCUAGGUCCAAAUACAUCUCCAAGAGAUCUGAAAUGCUCCUCAGAAUGUAAGAUGGAAGACACCAAUCCUGGUCAUGAAAUAGUGAAAUUUUACUUGUUCUAUGAGAGAUGGAGGCGUGCAGAAGUUGAGAAUUCUGAUCAGUCUCUAGAAAAGCUGAAAGCAGUUUGUUAUCCAUCUGGUGUUUUUAUUCACCCAUCUGGUGUUGAGCGACCUCUUCAUGAUUGCAUAAGUGCAAUGAAAAACUGCUAUGGUGACAAAAGAAAAAGCUUGCGGGUCUGGGUGGAUCGGGUUUCAUCUGCACAGAUCAGUUCAGACACUUGGCUAGUGAAGUUUGAUAAGUGGGAAUUAUCUGGUGAAGAAUGGCAGUGUUGCAUGACCACGGUUAUAUUAAGGUCCAGGGCCGCAAGUCUUUCGGAUGGUUUCACUUGGAUGCAUGUGCAUCAGACAUGGCUGGAAGGCUCUGGUGCUAAAGAUCAAACAAAUUGGCUUUUCUAGAUUCCAAAGACUCCGAGAUCUAGUACUAAACCAUAAAUAUCCUUCUAUUAGAAUAAAUGCAAAAUCUUAUGAUGGUGAUUUAUUUUUGGUAAUCCUUAGUCCUUUUAUCACCAUCUAUGAAAUAAUUAUCAAGUGGAGAUUUAUGAUAAGGGCUCUGGUUAUAUUCCUUCACAUGUUUUCCUGAUCCUAUUUUUCUGCUUAAUAAAGGGAAAGCCAUACCAUUAGAUUGGUUGUGUGGAGCAUAUUUACAGUAGUUGAAAGCUUACAUAGUACUUGGGAUGAUGGUGAUACUCAGAUUGUAUAGUAUUUGAAAGCUUUUGCUUAUGGGGCGAGGAUGAGAUUGUUCAGUUUAUUUUUUUUGAAGUUACUAUAUAUUUAUAUGCAAUAUCAAAGUUUUCACAGCA